Messenger RNA from Diceros bicornis minor, 3304 nucleotides. RefSeq lists its product as uncharacterized. Bases 16 to 1740 code for a protein of 574 amino acids. Gene Ontology annotation, cellular component: external side of plasma membrane. NCBI's taxonomy places the organism in Eukaryota, Metazoa, Chordata, Mammalia, Perissodactyla, Rhinocerotidae. The transcript has 10 exons. Gene Ontology annotation, biological process: antigen processing and presentation of endogenous peptide antigen via MHC class I via ER pathway, TAP-independent; immune response; antigen processing and presentation of endogenous peptide antigen via MHC class Ib. The record is from RefSeq and is a predicted model, not a curated record.
CAGCGUUGUGGUCUGAUGGUGAGAAGAUGCGACCGCUUCAUCCGCCUCAACCAGCGGCUUCCUUCUCGUCAGAUUCCGUCACCUGCGGCUCCGCUGCUGCCUCGCUCGCCUCGGACUCUGCCGCCACCGACCGCAUCCUCUCAGCCCCGCUCCGGCCUCCCGCAGGCCCGCCGCGGGCACGCCGUCUGCCGCGGGACAGCGGAGUCCCCGUCCCCGCUGCAGGUCGCGACGGCGCCGACCGCGGGCCCCGAGUUCAGUCUCCGCCUCCUGCUCGUGCUCCUGCUGCUGCGGCGGGACUGUCACUGGGCGGCGCGCGGAGAUGCUCGCUCUCUUUGCUAUGACUUCACCAUCAUUCCUAAGCUCAGACCUGGACAAUCAUGGUGUGAGGUUCAAGGCCAGGUAGAUGAAAAGACUUUUCUUUCCUAUGACGUUGGCAGAGACGAGGUGAAAUCCUUGAGUCUCCUGGGAGAGGAGGUGAAUGGCACGAGGGCCUGGCAAGAGCAGAUGGAAACGCUGAGAGACGUGGGGGGCUUGCUCAGGCAGCAACUUCCGGACAUUAAACCUGAGAAAUACACAGACAGGGCGUCACCAACCACGGCUCCAGCUUCAACCCCAUCCGGGGCCACGAUCAUCACUCCCAUCGCCUGGAUCCUCUCGGUGACUUUCGCCUGCUCUCUUCUCCUCGGCAUCCUAGGACAGGGAAUGGUGAAUUCUCAGCCCAAACCCUGCCCCCUCACUGAACUUUCUCAUUGUGGAAACCAGACCAGGAGAAUAAGACCUCAUCUCACUCAAUGGCAACAACUUGGACAAGCUCAGCCCUGGGCUCUGGUGUCUCCUCACUGCCCCACCCUAGGUGCACUGAGCGGCCAGGGGGAGGAGCUCCGCACAGAAAAGCUCGCUGACCGCAAGGAGGUUACUCAUUCUGGGUCUGACCGCGAGGUAACAGCCCACCGGGCUCUGCGCAUAGCUGGAUCCCCAUCCCCACUGCAUGUGAUGGCGCGGACUGCGGGCUCUGAGUUCGGUCUCAGCCUCCUGCUCCUGCUCCCGCUCCUGCUGCCUGAUCGUCCCCGGGUGGCGCUCGGCGAGGCUCACAUUCUUUGCUAUGAGUUCACCAUCAGUCCGAAACCCAAACCAGGACAACCCUGGUGCAUAGUUGAAGGAAAGGUCAACGGAGACAUUUUUCUGCACUACCACUGUGGUAGCAAGAAGUUCGAACCCGAAGGUCGUCUGGGGAUGAAGGUGAACACUACAGAGGCCUGGGGGAGACAGUCAGAAGCUCUGAAAGAGCUGGUGGAAGAGCUCAGAAAGAAACUCCUUGAGGUGGAACAAGAAAUUUCCACAACCAGCGAUCCUCUCACCCUGCAGGGCAGGAUGAUGUGUCUCUGUAAAGCCAAUGGACGCACCAGUGGAUCGUGGCAGUUUGGCUUGGAUGGACAGAUAUCCCUCCUCUUUGACUUGGAGAACAGAAACUGGACAGUGCUUCAACCUGGAGGCAGGCUGUUAAAAUGGACGUUGGCCAAUGACAGAGAUACAACGACAUUCCUCAUGAAGAUCUUAAAUGGAGACUGUAGGAACUGGCUUGAGCAAUUUUUUUUGCACUGGGAGAAAAUGCUGGAGACAACAGCAUCACCAACCACAGCCCCAGCUACAGCCCAAUCCAGGGCCACAGCCAUCACUCCCAUCACCUGGAUCCUACCGGUGACACUCCUCUGCUCUCUUCUCCUUGGCAUCCUAGGCUGAGUCCUUCAGAGCAACAGGCCCUCGUGGAAGGGAUGAUGCCCACCCUCAUUGGUGAGGGCCAUCUUCUUUACGCAAUCGCCUGAUUCAAAUACUAAUCUCUUCAAGAAGCACCCUCACGGACAAACCAGAAAGAAUGUUCUACCAGCUGUCAAGACAUCCUUUAGCUCAGUCAAGUUGACAUAUAGAAUCAACCAAGACAAAGACCUCGUCUUACUUGGCAGCAAUUACUUAGGGAAGUUCAGCAUAGAGUUCUGACAACUCCUCACUGUCAGAAGCCAGGAGGAAAGUGCAGGGGCUCAUACGAAGGUUAACAGCCGGUUUAUGCUAAAGAGAUUUAGCAAAAUAUGGCCUAACUCACACCAGAUUCUCCCUUUGGGAGGGGCUCACAGGAGGGUGGGGGAGGGAGACAGCAGGAACACGAGGCAGGGGCCACACGCAAAUUUAGGUGAGAGCAGCAGGGUGGCUCCACACGAUGUGUCAUAGGGAAGGGAUUCUAUCCAGAUGCCUAGAGGAGAGGGGCCUGGGACUAAUCGCAGGAAGAGGGGCGGGAAGGCCUUGCAGACCCAACUCAAAAAGCUGGAGUUUAAGGCUGCAUUCCCACAGAAAGCGGCUUGCGUGACGGCAGGUGGGGCAGAAGGUGAAGAGUAGAGACUGUCUGGAUGAGAUUAGAGGGAGGUCAGUACUCCAUGGACACCUGGGAACCCUGGCUCAGCCCUGCUACAGUCACCUGGCAGCCACCCUCCUGCUGUGGACCCCCGAUCCUGAGGCACUGCACCCCGCCUGGAGCAGAGGUGACUCAGGAGAUAGGUGGGACUGGGUUGGUGUUGGGGUUGGACAAGGACAGCUCAGCUGGACCAGGAAUGGAUGGGGUGGGGCAGGAACCAUCACACUCAGGGCUUUUGAGAUGCCAGCAGGGUGAGGAGAGGCUGAGAGAGGAGGGGAAAGGAGGAUCUUUGCCUGCAGCCCUCCCCAGUGCUCGAGGAACCAGAAUCCAGGCCCCUCUCUUUGCACGGGGCUGCCACUGGGUCCUCUAGGCCUUGCCAUUGGAGGGAGGAUCAGGAUCUAAGUAAGCAGAAGAGAUUGAAUCAUUACUCACUUUAGUCCUGAGACCCAAAGCGCCAUCGUGGGGCCCAGAGCUGACUGUGUCACGUGGUAAAGGAGAGGGGAAGUUGGUCCAGGCUGCAGGACUAGCGCUGGGGGUAGGAGUGGAGGGAACUACAUGACCCUCAGUGAGUGUGGUGCUCUGAGAUGGGGCGUGACUGGGGAGGGGUAGCCCCAGGAGAACUGACCCAGGAUUUCCUCAGUCCCUGGGACAAACUCCUGUGUCCCUUUUAGAGGCUGGAGUUACGCUGGCCUACUCACUGGUCCUCACCAUCGUGCCUCCAGGCUUUCUGUUCUGGCUCAUUCCUCUGUCAGGUAUUUCCUUUCCCGUAACCCAGAGAGCCUGUCCUGUUUUAAAGCUGGACAGAAAUACCACCUCCCAUUAAGUCUUCCUGACCCUCCUCAGGCUCUGUUAAUUACUUUGUUCUGUGUGUCCUAAUACAGGAGUCCAUGGUGAGACCAU